AUGACUUUAACCUCCAGCUUGCUACAUUUGACCAAUUUCCGCAACCCAUUCCUGAAGACGCUCCUUCCUUCUGUAGGCGCUGCUUUUGCGAUUCAAGCAGCUGUAGCUGUACCGUCAAUUCUCACACAAUCAGAACGAUUUUAUGAUUUAUCUGGAUCGUUGACUUACAUCUCAGUUACCGCUUUAAGUCUUUAUCUACCAGCCCUUCGAGCUCGCGCCGCUGCCUCUUUGGCUGGAAAAGCAAAACCCGCAUUCCCCAGUCUGAUUGAUGCUUUCACGGGCAAGGGAGGUCAGAAUGGGCUUAAUUGGAGACAAGUAGUCAUAUCUACUGCCGUCGCUAUUUGGGCCACUAGAUUGGGUUCUUACCUCUUUCAACGUGUGAUCGCCGACGGUCAUGAUUCUAGGUUUGACGAGAUCAAGAAGUCCCCACCAAAGUUCUUUGGGGCGUUCAUGAUUCAAGCCGUAUGGGUAUCGCUCUGUAUCAUGCCGGUUCUAGCGCUCAAUUCUAUCCCACGUACCGCUCUUGCAGCUUUGCCUCUGCUGGGAAUCACUGAUAUUGUCGGCCUUGCACUUUUCGCUGGUGGUCUCAGCUUCGAAGUCACUGCUGAUAGGCAGAAGAACGCUUGGGUUCAAGCAAAGAAGAACAAGGAACACGAUGAGGACUUCUUAACACAUGGCCUGUGGAGUAAGAGCAGGCAUCCAAACUACUUUGGAGAGAGCACUCUUUGGACUGGAAUCGCGACGACUGCUGCAGGUGUGCUCAUGAGCAACGUAGGCCAAGUUGGAAUGGGACUCGCGGGAACAAGUUAUGGAAAGUUUCUGGGAUUCGCUUUGUGCGCUGUCAGCCCUGCGUUUGUUACUUUCCUACUUUUCAAAGUAUCAGGCAUCCCACUAAGUGAGAACAAAUACGACAAACGCUAUGGAGAUCGCAAGGAUUACCAAAAGUGGAAGAAGGAAACUCCAAUGUUCUUCCCUAAGUUCUGA
This is a messenger RNA of Glarea lozoyensis ATCC 20868, 984 nucleotides long. RefSeq lists its product as uncharacterized. Gene Ontology annotation, molecular function: oxidoreductase activity, acting on the CH-CH group of donors. The transcript has 6 exons. The coding region runs from base 1 to 984 and encodes 327 amino acids. Gene Ontology annotation, biological process: lipid metabolic process. The record is from RefSeq and is a predicted model, not a curated record. NCBI's taxonomy places the organism in Eukaryota, Fungi, Ascomycota, Leotiomycetes, Helotiales, Helotiaceae. Gene Ontology annotation, cellular component: membrane.